Diatraea saccharalis (sugarcane borer) is the source of this 1823-nucleotide messenger RNA. The record is from the annotation of a GenBank genome assembly. Lineage: Eukaryota; Metazoa; Arthropoda; Insecta; Lepidoptera; Crambidae.
GACAUUCACCUGUGCAAGGCGUGUCGCGGAUUUUAAAGAGUUAUCUUUGGCGAUUUACCAUUUAUUGAACUUCAGUGAAAAGUUUCGGUGUUAUUGCUGCUGGUUCGUAACUUUGUUUUGUGAUUAGUUAAGGUGGAUUUAGUAUGUUUGAUGUUCAGCUGUUGCCGUACUAUGGGAGCUGCGGACAAAGGAUGGAAGGUGUACCGAGGAUGCCAAUUCACAUUGUUGUUGAUGAUAGCCGCGUCUGGCCCGCUCCGUGAGGCCUCGUCGCGUGAGCCCAGAGGCUGCAUGUUUGCCUCGCGUGGGCUCUAUCGUCCGCGUAGCCUCUUCGCGAGGCUUCGAUGUGCCCGCGCGCCGCUAUCGUGAAACUAAGUAUUCGGUUGCCUUACAGCGGCGCUGCGGGCAUCGCGUCAGCCCAGCCGCGUGGCACCGUCGCCCGCGCACAGGGGCUUCGCCCUCCGCGACUCGCCGCGCGCGUUCGGAGCCCUAGCUCCUUUCGUUCCGUGCGCGAAACUUCUCGAGGAUGUCCUCCAGACGGAAUGGUUCUGUCUCUAGGGCAGCAGAGGCAGCCUCUAAGAACCGCCUCCACAUGGACAGGAAUCCACAACAUUCUAGGAUUACUGAUCCCCGCUGGUGGUGGGCCGUUCCCGCACGCCGGUGGGCCGCUCCCCGCGCCGCUCCCCCCCUCCCCGCCGUCGCACGCCCCGGAGAACCCCGCCCAGACGCAGCCCGGUGGUGGCACGGCGGCGGUCGCGCAGCCCCCGCCCCCGCGCGCGCCCCCCGCCCCGGCCCCCACGCCCCCCCUCGCCCCCCGACCCCAGGAAGUUUGCUCAGCCAAGAACAAAAAGGCACCGCCGCCACCGUCGAAGGCAGUCAAACCGAGGCCUAGAUCUGGUUCACCUCGUCCACCGCCGCGACCGUCGCGAGCUGUACAACCGACGAGGGAACUGUUGAAGGCGCGGGAAGCCAGCAAGCGGACUAGGGAGGAAAAGGUGUUGGAGUGGCAGCGGUCGCAGCUGGCGGCGCGCGCGGCCCCCGCCCCCGCCCCCGCGCCGGCCCCCGCGCCCGGCCCCCCGCCCGCGCGCAUCAAGCGCGAGGGGGAGCGCCGCCCGCCCGCGCCCGCGCCGGGGCCCGCGGGGGCGGGAGGCGGCAGUGGGGGCGGCGGCGCCAGGGGCGUGUCCCCCGGGGCGAUCGCGGCCGCGCUCAACGACUCCGACUCUAGCGACUCGGCAGACACGUUGACCCUCUCGGAGCGGUUCGGUAAGAUGGCCCAGUGGUCGGCGGAUCGUUCCGCCCGUUUGGAAAACAUGAAGAUAACGCGCCGCGAGGCGACGCUCCACGAACUGCUGGCGGCGGCUCCGGGCGGGCUGCCCUCGUGGGACGACGUGCGCGUCAGAUAUGACUACUACAAGAAGCGCGGGUACCUCAGGGGUCUCACGCUUAGUGACUAUGUGAAAUGGGAAGAAUGGUGGUACAAAUACCAGGAGUGGCUGAAACGGGAACGCGCAUACGAGCGCUGGGCUGAGGGAGAAGUCGGCACUGUAAGUCCGGCGCGAGAGGCGGCGGCGCGGCGGGCGGCACCGGCGCAGCUGAGGGCACGCCGCCCCCGCCGCCGUCCACAGCGUGGACCUGGCCGCGGGGGCGCCGCGCAUGUAAGCGGCACGCCCACCACACACCGCCCACCGCCCACCGGCCACACUAUACUCUCUAUCCAGGGCACGUACUGCGACACGCGCGUGUAUAUACCCGGGUCGCCGACGUUACCGCACGCCUUACCAAAGGACGUCACGCCCACUAUCAUGUACAUGCAACGGAUCUUCUGA